This is a messenger RNA of Amoebophrya sp. A25, 4120 nucleotides long. The record is from the annotation of a GenBank genome assembly. Lineage: Eukaryota; Dinophyceae; Syndiniales; Amoebophryaceae.
GAGACCGAGUGCGUCGAGACUCGAGAAAAGAGAGAACGAGACGAGAGAAGUGACUGAUUCAAGAACUACACCUAAAGAUACAACAAUCAUCACCACUCCUGUCUGUAAGUGAAGUCAGUACAUUAGUCUUCACAAUACUAAGUAAAGAACACGAACAAUCCAAGACGUAGACGAGUCAACAUAUUUCUCUACCAUUGAAUACCAGCAAAGACCGACCCACACAGCAACUACUCCUUCUAGAAACUCUCCGAUCAAAAAAAAUGUGGGAAUCAUACGAGCAGUUCCAGAAUCAGCUUAGUGCUGUUUAUUGGAAUCUCUAUGAUUGGUUCACUCUGUCCGUCCUCCACUUGCCUCCGACACCGGACGAUAAAAUCGCACCCGGAGAAGACCACUGCUAUCUGAUUCAUCGGCCAGUUACGGAUUCAUAGAUUUUUAGAUCUAAACCAUAAUUGCCACUUUAAACCAUCUGUUACAACUCAAGUUCAUCAUCUAAUCUAGGCUAGGAGUACUAAAUGGGACAUCAUGAUGAUAAACCAUUGCCACUUGAAGUCUGUUACUCCAUCUGUUACAACUCAAGUUCAUCAUCUAAUCUAGGCUAGGAGUACUAAAUGGGACACCAUGAUGAUCAUCUAAUCCAGGCAGUCUUCACAAUACUAAGUAAAGAACACGAACAAUCCAAGACGUAGACGAGUCAACAUGAGUCAGCCACUUUAAACCGUCUGUUACAACUCAAGUUCAUGAUCUAAUCCAGGCAGUAUCAAUCAAGUCCGAAAGCGUCUGCUGCAGCCAAAUGAGUGCACAGUUGGUUACAACCUCCCUGGUAUAUCACCUGGACCGAUAGUCACCAUCCCCACCGAAAUCCCGAACGACCUCGUUUUGCUGAAGGUAUAUUUCUGGAAUCACUUGCUUCUUUUGGUCUUUUUCUGCUAGAAGAACGUACUAAAGUAGAAACUGACCUAUAUUAUAAGUCAGUUUCUACUUUAGUACGUUCUUCUGUAAGUAGAUGAUGCAGAGAAGAUGAUUGUUGUACCUAUAAUGAAGAAGCAAAGAAGAAGUAAGUACUAGAUGAUUGACUUCUACCUUCUAUGAGAAGAUGCAAAGACGGAAGUGCUACCCUAGAUGAUUCAUUGACUACCUAUCCUAUGCGAAGUAGAAACUGACUUAUAAGUACUAAGUAGAUGAUUGACUACCUAUCCUAUGAUUGACUACUGACUUAAGUACUGUAAGUAGAUGAUUGACCACCUAUCCUAUGAUUGAAGAUGCAAAGACGGACUUGACUUCUACCUAUAAUGAACAUGAAGAUAAUAGAUGAUUGACUACCUAUCCUAUAAUGAACAUGAAGAUGCAAAGACCGUGUCCAACUAUCACGACAGGUCUCGCAUUUCAGUGUGAACUACGCUGACGUCUGCAUCCGAUGGGGAUUGUAUGAUUCUGCGAAUAAGUACGUGGGUUGGCCCAUCUGUCCUGGAUUCGAUAUCGCUGGUACCGUGUUAAAAGCCGGACCUGAGUCAGGCUUUGUACCAGGAGAUAAGGUUAAGGCUGUACCUAAUACAUCUUUGGACGCAUCCUUGGAACUACGUAUGGAGGAGUAUCCUUCUAAGGGAGUAAUACUGAUCACGGAGUAUCCUUCUAAGGGAGUAACACUUGAAAGAUGAAUUACGGACCGCUCUAAUAAGGUCUUCGGCGCCACUAUGUUCGGCGGGUACUCCAGCAAAGUGUUGGCGCCGGCAAGACAGUUGAGGAAAUUGCCUGGGGACUUGCCACCUGAAAGAUUAUGUAGUUGAGACCACCUGUCAUGCUUAGACUUAGACUUAGUUGUUGUUUUUGCCGGUCACGGUCUGUGUUGGAAAUUUAGAGUUUGAACUACAAGAACUUGUUUCACAGACUACAACUUUGUGGUAAGGAGGCGAUAGAAGUUCGGAUAUUCGCAGAUCGUUAAAAAUACCUAUAAUUCACAAGAAGCAAUCUUCGUAAUAAACAGACCUUCAGAGUACCCUGAUCUUGACAAUGAAUAUCUGCGUUCAUAUCCCGGCGCUGCUUUACCUGCGGUUGCACAUACCGCAGUUCACGCAUUACACCUUGCCGGUUUCAGUCCAACAACGCCGCCUAGAACACUGAAUAAGGGCGUGCUAGUUCAUUAAGGGUAGGUUAAAGGUGCUUUGCUUACCGCUUUUUAUGCCUCUCCUAAGGGAGAAAGGCAUAACAAGCGGGGUAAGCGAGCACCAAAAACCUACCUCUAAGUUCACUCAGCAGCAGGCGGUGUCGGUAGUAUGUUGUGCACUUUGGCGAGGAAGUUUGGCGCCAGUCCGGUCGUCGGAGUAGUCGGACGACCAGAAAAAGUGAAAACACUAGCUGGACUGUGCGAUAAAGUGGCUUUGAAAGGAGACUUGUGGAAAGGUGAUUUUUGCUUUUUUUUGCUAGCCGGGGUAGGAAGGGUUAGUGGAUAUUUGAUGGCUUAUUCUUGACUUUGUCAUCUAGCACGCAAUGGAGUAGCGGCUGCGUCUGCAGUAAACAACUCAAUACUUUUGCUUUUUUUUGCUAGCUGAAAAAUAAUGUGAACUAGCACGUCUUCAUGGUGUUGAUUCUUACUUUGCAAGAAACGGCGCUAUAAGUUGUAUGUUGAAAUUCUACUGUAAUAACUUCAUCGUAGGAGGUCUUCAUCUCGUCUGUUGAUCCAUAUGAACUCCCCACACCACCACUUUUCCCUAACAUCACCCCAGGUAGCAAGGACCCCAUUGCCAACGAGAUAGAUGCGAUGAAAUUUCAAGCGAUUUUCGACGCUAAUGGACAGGAAACAUUGAAGAACAGCUACGACCAUCUGACGCAAGGCGGCAGGGUAAUUAUCUACGGGUUCCACAGUAACGUGCCUUCUGGAAACGCCGCGCAAUUCUUGAACCCGUGGCAAUGGGUGAAGAUAUUGCUGAAGACAGUCCAAGCCAUGCCGAAAUUUGACCCGAUGAUGCUGACACUGCAGAGCAAGGGAGCACUGGGAUUCAACUUGAGGUAUUGCUAUUGUUCGACUAAGUAUAGUUUUGCAUGGCGAGGACGUGAUUUUGAUAAUGAUCGUAGAUUUGUACUAACAGCACAUUUUUUUGUUUGAAAGAGUGCGAUGACCUUGGUCUUCUUCGGUCUUCAUCAUCAUCAUCGUUUCUUCUCCGAAUCCCGUGCCAAAUUGAUUUCUUAUGUACCAUGAUCUCCUCCAUGACAAUCAUCAUCACAGUUUCUUUGCCGAAGAGUUUGGUAUGUUGAAGUAUUACUUCGAUUUGAUCGUUGACUACGUGAACGCUGGCGUGAUUGGAACGGGACUGCCAGUGACGGUUAUGAAGGACGCGCGUGAGGCUCACAUCGUAUUAAGUAGUGCGGCGUCGGUGGGAAAGCUGGUGGUGGCUAUCUAAGCGAGAUUGUGAGUUCGUGUUUGAAGAUGAUAUGAGGAUUUAUUAUAAAUACGAUACUCCUACUCGGAACAGUACCAUCAGGGAUACUUACGCACACGACAUCAACACAAGGGUGAUCAAGAACACGGCUCUUUUUGCGGAAAACACAUGUAAUUCUUUCCAUAUUAGACAUGCGUAGUGGUACAUGCGACAUCGUUGUAAGCAAGUAGAUGAGACUAGUAGAUAGUAGACGUAGAGAUAGACAGUUGCAUUUUUGCCGUAGUAAGAAUUAGCCUUACAACUUUCGACUGGUGAAGAUAUAAUUAUUCACUGACUCUGUUUAUACGUUUACGUAGCUAGCCGAAGAAGUUUUCCAAGAGCAAGUUGUCCUAACAAAAUGGCCCCAAGCUCCAACCCUGUGAUUGUGCCCCCAUUGGUUUUUUCAAGUCCUCAUGAAGUGCGACGAAUCUUCCAGUCAUUGUGCCUCCAUUGGUUUUGUCAAAUCCCCAAGCGAUGAAUCUUCCACAUCUAGAUUUUAUGCUUCCAGAUCUUAUGCAUCCAGAUUUUUGCUAUUGCUAUCACAGACAUUCAAUCAACAACACGAAACUGGAUCCUCCAGGCUCGUCAUAUGAAACUGCUGUCAGCUUCAAUAAAAUCGGAUCCAACUCCUGCUCUGAGCAACGUGUAAUAUCUGCAUCUUCUUGAUGAACGUGUCUUGGAAUGGAAAUGUAUGGUCGACUUCUGGG